CAAAAACUUUGUUCCCUCAAGGAAUAGCUGAUUCAUUAGAAUGAAAUCAUGCCUCCAAAAAAGGUAUAUAUAUAGAAGGAAUUCCUUGUAAAAUAGUAUCGAAAAUCAAAAAGUUUUGAUUUAGUAGUCUUUUGUUUUAAUCAAGUAAAAAGACCCAAUUUCAUUUUUAUCAUGUCUGGUCAAACUGUUGCUAUUCUUUUCUACUCUACCUAUGGCCAUGUUGCCCAACUCGCUGAAGCCGAGAAGAGAGGUAUUGAAGCUGCCGGUGGUAAGGCCGUCAUCUACCAAAUCCCCGAAAUCUUGUCUGAUGAAAUCUUGGCCAAGAUGCACGCUCCCAAGAAGCCCAACUACCCCGUCGCUACUACUGACAUCUUGACCAAGUACGACGCUUUCCUCUUUGGUUACCCUACCCGUUACGGUACCCCUUGUGCUCAAUUCCGUGCCUUCUGGGAUGCCACUGGUGGUCUCUGGGCUAGAGGUGAAUUGCACGGCAAGUACUUUGGUCAAUUCUUCUCCACCGGUACUCAAGGUGGUGGUCAAGAAACCACUGGUUUGACUGCUUUGACCAGCUUCGUUCACCACGGUAUGAUCUAUGUUCCUUUGGGUUACAAGAACACCUUUGCCAUUGCUUCUGACCUUGGCUCUGUUCACGGUGGUUCUUCUUAUGGUGCCGGUACCUUCGCUGGUGCCGACGGCAGCCGCUCUCCUUCUGAGCAAGAAUUGACUGUCGCUACCACCCAAGGUGAGCAGUUCUACCGCACUGUUUUCCGUGUUUAAAUGUAAAAAGGUUUGGCAUGGUAACUGAGACUAUAGAUUAGUUGCAUC
Molecule: messenger RNA, 825 nt
Organism: Schizosaccharomyces octosporus yFS286
Lineage: Eukaryota; Fungi; Ascomycota; Schizosaccharomycetes; Schizosaccharomycetales; Schizosaccharomycetaceae
Product: ubiquitinated histone-like protein Uhp1
Exons: 1
Coding region: 172-777 (201 amino acids)
Molecular function (GO): FMN binding; NAD(P)H dehydrogenase (quinone) activity
Source: RefSeq, a predicted model, not a curated record